AUUAUUAUACCAAAUAUAAAAACGGUCGGCUUUUCUUUUUCUUUUGGCGGAAAGAGCAGAGAGAGCUAACCUGUUGGAAGGCAGAUAUGGUGCAAAGGACCAAGGCAGUUGCACGCGAUCACGACGCCAGAACCAAGCCUGCACCAGCAGACCUGAAGAAGAAGAAGAAGAAGAAGACCACCACCGUGUCGAUCAACCCAUCGGAAAUGGAAGCCGUCGUGCGACAGAGAAAUCCGAUCAAGGAGAACCAGCCGGGGGAGCCGCCUCCGCCGCCGCCACUGGAAGUUGUUGCAGACGCUGCGACUCCUCGGAAGCAAUCGCCGGUGAGGAGUCCGGCGGCGAAAACGCCAAAUUACAUGAGGUCGACCACGAGCUCUGAUGCGAGGAAGGAGCAAUCGCGUGUGAGUUCCAAAAGCCCUAGCUCUGACUGCUUGGAUUCGCGUAGAAAAGGUUUGAAGAGCUCCAGGCUUAAAACCCUAGCCUCUGGCAAUAAGGCGACCGCGGCGAUGAAAACGACGAGGACUUUGACGAAGAACUCCAGCUUUAAACUCACCAGAGCUUCUGUGAUCCGAAAAUGCUCCCCUGUCGCUCUAUGUGAAAAUUUCGAUGCGCAGAAAGCUACAUGCUCCUCAACUCUGAAGGAUUGUAAGUUUCCGGCUUACCUGAGUCUUAAUCCCGGAGGCACAGAGUCUGUUGGAACCUCCGCCGUCAAGGUCUGUCCUUACACUUAUUGUUCUCUCAACGGUCAUCGUCAUGCUCCUGUGCCGCCAUUAAAGUGCUUCUUAUCGGCGAGGAGGCGGAUGGUGAAGGCGCAGAGGAGUAUAAAGCUCGGUUGCCUAUCGCCUAGGCGCGGAAAGCCUGUGGAAGUUACGGUGCAGGAUCAUGUAGAGAGUCCAAGGAUCAAUCCACAGAGCGAAGAUUUCUUCGUCGAGAUCUUCUGUAAAACCAUGGGAGAUGCAGCGGAGUUUGAGCAUACAGCAUCCAUUGAUGAGAGCAAUAAAAUUGCAGCAGAAGAACAGCCGGUGGAGAUGCUUUUGGAUGCGCAGCCAAUUGACGAGAGUCUCGACGAAAAUGGAGAUGCCGGAUUUACCGAUAUAUCCGACCAGAAUGAGGAUCAAAGCCUGGAGGAUGGAAAACUAGAAACAUAUGAUAAAGAUUAUAGCACCUCUGAUACAGAUGGAGAUACCAGCUACAGCUCGAUUCUGUAUAUCGAUCAUGGUGAUCAGGAAUGCUCACUUGAAGCAGAGAUGGAAACUAAUUUCGAGGACGAAGGCAGUUUUGAUGAACUAAUGGUGGAUAAAGUGUCCCCCGGUUUGAGCAACUACCUACUGAAUUCAGCAUAUGAUCAUGUCAUCGCAGAUCCUGCAAAUCACGACAAAGGCAAACCGGAUACAGCUGCAGAGGAAAUCUCAUUCGAUGAUCAAGAAUCCGUUCAAAGCUUAGAAAUGCAGAGUUAUGGAGAUGGUGCAGAUGAAGCAUCAGUUCAAGUUGCUUCAGAGGAGGAACACCCCCGAGUUCCGGUUCCGACAUCUGAUCCCAAAUGCGUAGACAGUGCAUCAGCAGAAUUCGAUGCUGAAGACGGUGCCUUCCCUCAAAACAGAGCCAAAUCCAAUAAACCCAUCGAAGAAAGCAAUGACCAGCGCGAUUUCAAUCCACGCCCGCCGAAUUUCCUGCCACUGGAUCCCGAUCCAGAGGCAGAGAAGAUCGACCUGAGGCACCAAGAACUCGAUGACAAGAAAAACACGGAGGAAUGGAUGGUGGAUUACGCGCUAAGACAAGUAGUCGCAAAGCUCGGUCCAGCACGCAAGAGGAAAGUCGCGCUGCUUGUUGAAGCAUUCGAAAGAGUCGCGCCCAUAACCAAAUGGGAAUUCCACAUGAGCCAUUCCCCGGCAUUCGGCCUCCCAAGCCCCGUCCAGGCUUGCAUGUAACAUUAGCUGCGCCGGUCAAUCGAUCAUCGCCCGCCUCGGCGUUGGAAGCUCUUCAAAGCUUCGAAUUCGCAGCUGCAUCAAUCGAUCGUCGCCCGCCCCGGCGUUGGAAGCUCUUCAAAGCUUCGAAUCAGGUGUGCUUUUGGUAUGUUUUAUGAAUCUGUGCCACAAAGUUGAGGUCAAUGACAAGUGAUGUUCUAUGCUAUUGUUAGUUAUGCGUGUCAAAUUGUUGUGUUACCGAUUGUUGUUUCUUGACCUCUAGUCGUAUGAAUUCAUGCUUGUUUUACA
Molecule: messenger RNA, 2213 nt
Organism: Andrographis paniculata
Lineage: Eukaryota; Viridiplantae; Streptophyta; Magnoliopsida; Lamiales; Acanthaceae
Product: calmodulin binding protein PICBP
Exons: 3
Coding region: 87-1928 (613 amino acids)
Molecular function (GO): calmodulin binding
Source: RefSeq, a predicted model, not a curated record